Messenger RNA from Lodderomyces theae, 2313 nucleotides. RefSeq lists its product as uncharacterized. The record is from RefSeq and is a predicted model, not a curated record. The transcript has a single exon. Gene Ontology annotation, biological process: DNA damage checkpoint signaling. Bases 1 to 2313 code for a protein of 770 amino acids. NCBI's taxonomy places the organism in Eukaryota, Fungi, Ascomycota, Pichiomycetes, Serinales, Debaryomycetaceae.
AUGACCCAUUGGACGUCCGAAUCAGAUAGUGACUUUGCCAACGACGACGAAGAUGACGAACUCCUACAGCAGUAUCUAGGUACCACUCAAGCUCCGAUACAUUUAUCAACGACGCGUGAAGACGACAACGACACAACAAGUGAAAAGCCCACAUCGGUUUUCCAAAUUAACCAACCCAUAGCAUCACAGCUUUUACAAGAGCCAAUAGAUAAUGAAAUACAAGCUAAGUUGUUCCAAGCAGAUGGAGAAAUUGCCACUUUAAAAGCACAAUUGAUUCUGUUGCAAAACUCCAAACGCGAUGAGUUGAACUCGCUACGACAGUCAUAUGAUGCGUUGAAACGGAGUAAAGAAGAAGAGGCAACUGCUUUGAGAGAAGCGGUUUUGAAAUUGGAAGACGACCGCAAAUUUUUGAAGAAUGAGUUGGUCACCACAACUGCAUUGAAAAAAAGAAAGAUUAGCAACAACAAUAACAACAACAACAACAACGGCACUCAAACAAACUUGCAACCAAAGGGACCAAACACAAGUACCGACGUCGAUUAUCUGGUAGUCGAAGAAAGCGCCGGCACAAAUGUUACGUCAAUUCCUAGUCAGACUGUACAAAGAGUGAUUCGAGUUCAACAUGAUACUUCAGCACUCAUUGAUCAAAUUUGGGGGUAUUUUAUUCCUGGCAGUAAACGGUCAUCAAUUGAGUACUUAUUCAAAAUAUGUUUUGAUUUUGAUCUUGAGACAUUGUAUCGGUACAAAUUGACCAAGAAGACAGCAAUCGCAUCAUUGAUUAGUAAUGUUUUAAUGACGUUGAAAAUUGCAAGAUUAGAUGAAUUGAUCGAAAAGUUUUCGCUUUUGAUGUUGGACAUCAUCCAAAAUGCAAUUGGUCAAAAGCAACCGCUCCCAGUCCCGUUCUUAUUGUCGUUGAUUCAUUGUACUAUUAGUUUUCGGCCAGUCGCUGUUACGAAAACUGUAAUCACAACUUUAAUACAAGGGUGUUCUCAGAUUUCAUUGAAUUAUAUGUUUUUGCUCAGCCCUAGUUUGGAAGAAGAAGUUGAUUUCGAUAAUUAUCAUGACGUGCCUGACCAAGUGAUUGCAAUUGAACGAUUCAUUUUAAUUUGUUGUCUAGAUGUGAUUGAGAAGUUGACAGCAAUUGGCUCAAUGCAUGACACUCGAUUGAUUCGUCUGAUUUGGUGUGAUCAAACUGUAUUCCCUCAAAGUCUUGUUUCUUCAUGUUUACCUCAAAAUACAGAACGGUUCAAAUCCGUAGCACAGAUCAAUUUAGUCUUUAAUGUGGUGGAGAUGCUUAUUGCUACGAUUACUGAAGGGACAUUUGGGUUUAAUGAAGCCACAUCCGAUUUCAAUCUUAUUCAAUCCUUGAUGAAGAUUUUCCUACUAGACAUUCCAAUCAAAGAUGGGUUUAGAUUUUACGGAUUGAACCGGUUCAUUGGCAACAAUUGUGAUUUGAAUACGAUUGAUUUGACCGUACCACUCCAGCACGAUAAUUUGAACAAUUACUUAGUUUCCAUUCCACAACCAGUGUACAAGGACUUGGAAUCGGAACUAAACUUCAAAAAAUUGCAAAUAAAUCAUGAAGCACAUCUUUUGAAUCUCAAAAUCAAAGUGUGUGAGUUGUUGCAAUCAAUAAUUAUCACAAAGCAAAGCAUUGAUUUCUUAAUGGAUAAAGAUCAUUUCAAAUCCUUUGUUCGAGUCAUCCGCCUCGAGCAAACAUAUAUGGCAAACGACCCGCGAUCAACAAUGAUUCAUUCACGCGUGCAUUUGAUCGGACAAAUUGUGAAGAUUAUGGAUUAUUUGACUCAGGAUCUCCAUGAGCCGAGUGAUUUGAUAUACACGGACACUAUGUAUGAAAUGUUUGUUGCUAUCCUGAGAAUUGCAUUUGGUGCCGAUUCCUUGGCCAUGGAUGCGCAAAAAUUACUAGUAAAAAUACGAUCUCAAGGUCAUUACAAUAUCACGGUAUUCAACAGAGCAUGUGAAUUGAGAGCUCGGCAAUUGCACCAUUUGACGGUAGGAGAUUACUCAAAAAAGGGUGGCGGUAAACAACUAGCCAGUGCCGAAAGCGAUUUCGCUAAUGGAUUAGAGUUUCCAUACGAGUCAGAAACAGUUGAAUUGAGUCGAGAUAUCUUGAACCGUUUUGUUAAUCACGAAGAGGCGGAUAACUUGUACUACAAUAUGAAUUACGAAUCACAACAAGAAGAAGAAGAAGAAGAAAAAGAAGAAGAAGAUAUGCUCCAUGAUAAAAUGCAAGAAGAAUUGGAUGCGAACAUGGACGCUGGCAUGGAUGUUGACAGAGCCGUAGAAAUAUAG